This is a messenger RNA of Scheffersomyces coipomensis, 1110 nucleotides long. RefSeq names its product WD-repeat containing protein (gene SWD2). Gene Ontology annotation, cellular component: Set1C/COMPASS complex. The record is from RefSeq and is a predicted model, not a curated record. Gene Ontology annotation, molecular function: protein binding; chromatin binding. NCBI's taxonomy places the organism in Eukaryota, Fungi, Ascomycota, Pichiomycetes, Serinales, Debaryomycetaceae. The transcript has a single exon. Bases 1 to 1110 code for a protein of 369 amino acids.
AUGUCGAGUUCAAAUCAAGGUCAAAGGUCUUCAUCUAGUACGAUACAAUUGACAGAAAAAGUUAUAUCGUCUUUCAGACCUGCUAAGAAAUUCGAUUAUCAUCAAGGUGCGUCUAUAACUUCACUUGAUUUUGAUGAAACUGGUCAAUACUUGAUAUCGGCUGGAAUAGAUAAGUCUAUACAAUUAUAUGACACUCAUAAGGGAACUCAUCAUAAAGAUAUUAAGUCCCAGAAGUAUGGAGCUCAUUUGGCUCGAUUUACCCAUCAUGAAUUGAAUUGUUUAUAUGCAUCAACUCCAUCUUUGGAAGAUGAAGCUAACCAUGCCAUCCGUUACUUAUCAUUGGCAGAUAAUCAGUAUAUACGAUACUUUAAGGGUCAUAAGGAACAAGUUACUUCUAUAGAGGUUCAUCCUAUCAGUGAUACAUUUCUCAGUUCUAGUUUGGAUCAUACUGUUAAAUAUUGGGAUUUGAGAUCAAGUUCACCUGUAGGGAAUAUAGUAGUUGGACAAUCUUCCAUUAUAGCAUUUGAUCCAUGGGGAAUGAUAUUUGUGGUAGGAAGAUACCCUGAUCCAAAUAGCUCUUCCAAAACUGGUACGGUUUCAUUUUAUGAUGUUAAGACUCUCGAUAAAGCACCAUUUUUACAAGCCAAUGUGGAAAUAUUACCUAAACAAAAGUGGACCAAGAUUGAAUUCUCAAAUAAUGGUAAAUUGGUCCUCAUAGUUACAGAUUCUCCUGUCCAUUAUAUUUUAGAUUCAUUUCUGGGACAAUUAAUAACUACACUUCAAUUGGAUCCAAAAUCAGAAGAAUCAUUUAAUGGUGAUUGGUUUUCAUUCGAAUAUCCUUCUAGUGGAUCAGCUACAUUUUCACCAUGUGGUAAGUUCGUUUUAGCUGGUACACCACAAUCAACAGUUCAAGUAUUUAAUCUCACAGAUUUGAAAUCAACAGAUGGAAAAUCACAUCAUAUUCUGCCAUAUGACAAUCCAAAGAUAUUACGUCCUUUAACAAAGAUCCCAAGUCCACGAGGUCUUCCUAAAAUCCUAGCAUUCAACCCCAAACUUCUUAACGUAGCUACCGCUGAUACAACUGUGUCUUUAUGGCUUCCUAAUUUAUAG